Messenger RNA from Notolabrus celidotus (New Zealand spotty), 1349 nucleotides. It is a transcript of the gene gsc, whose product is annotated as goosecoid. Gene Ontology annotation, biological process: regulation of transcription by RNA polymerase II. Gene Ontology annotation, cellular component: nucleus. Gene Ontology annotation, molecular function: RNA polymerase II cis-regulatory region sequence-specific DNA binding; DNA-binding transcription factor activity, RNA polymerase II-specific. The transcript has 3 exons. Bases 218 to 943 code for a protein of 241 amino acids. Lineage: Eukaryota; Metazoa; Chordata; Actinopteri; Labriformes; Labridae. The record is from RefSeq and is a predicted model, not a curated record.
ACCAGCCCUGCUCCCAACUGGUCCCAUUAAAACCCCCCAUUCCGCAUCCACGAGAGACGAAGCCCGCGUAGCCGCGCAUGCAGAGUGAUCAUGACGCACUUUUAGAGGAACUCGAACAUCUUUCUGUCCGGACACCUUUUUUUUUAUUUACACCGAGAAACGUUCACUUUAAAGACUUCUGCUUUCCACGUCCCCGAGCCCUCCACGCACCGGUGUGAUGCCCGCUGGGAUGUUUAGCAUCGACAGCAUCCUGUCCGGCCGGCCGAGCUGCAAGGAGCCGCUGCUGCUGCACCGGAGCGGCCCGGUGGUUCUCUCCGCCGGCCUCACGGACUCUAUCUACACCGACUACAACGGACUGUACUCGGCCACGUGUGGGCCUUCUCCUCCCGGGAUUCAGUCUGUGAACGGGACCAGGAUUGGAUAUAACGGCUACUACUACGGACAGCUGCACGUCCAGGGCCCCGGAGGAGGUCCACCGUGCUGCGGCUCAGUGCCCGGCCUCAGCCCGCAGCAGUGCCCCUGCAUCCCGGCAGGCUACGACAGUCCGGGCUCGGUGCUGCUCUCCCCGGUCCCGCACCAGAUGAUGUCCUACAUGAACAUGGGAAGCCUGUCGCGGACUGAGCUGCAGCUCCUCAACCAGCUGCACUGUCGGAGGAAGCGGAGGCACCGCACCAUCUUCACGGACGAGCAGCUGGAGGCUCUGGAGGGCCUCUUCCAGGAGACCAAGUACCCGGACGUCGGGACGCGGGAGCAGCUGGCCCGAAAGGUUCACCUCCGGGAGGAGAAGGUGGAGGUUUGGUUCAAAAACAGACGCGCGAAGUGGAGGAGGCAGAAGCGCUCUUCCUCAGAGGAAUCAGAGAACACGCAGAAAUGGAACAAAGGGACCAAAGCGUCCGUGGAGAAAAGCGAGCAGAGUAAAAGCGACGUGGACUCGGACAGCUGAUGAAAACACAGCAGGUCCACGUGGAUCCGUGUGUGUACAUAGAGUGGACUCGACGACAUGCUGGUGGUGGUGUGAUGAUGAUGAUGAUGAAAACGUGUUGCCAUGUUGCACAGUUGUACAUAUCUACAUUUUAUUAUUGGUUCUGUGUGUGCGCUAUUUAUAUUUAAUUUAAGUUGGUGAUGUGACGCAGGCCGGGGCCCCACGUGACGCCCACUGACGUGUCUGAAUAUAUCGUAAUGAUCUCUGUGACAUUUUUAUGGAUACUAAAUGUUGUAAUUCUGCCUGUUUGUACCCGAUGUAACUUCUCUGCAGCCGCGAUGUUUAUGUCAUUUUUAUUUGGCAGAAAAAAAAUGAGAAUCUACCUAAAGUGAGAAAUUAUAAACAUUAAAAUACAAAUGAAUCAGCA